Lemur catta (Ring-tailed lemur) is the source of this 2273-nucleotide messenger RNA. Its product is annotated as KIAA1191 ortholog. NCBI's taxonomy places the organism in Eukaryota, Metazoa, Chordata, Mammalia, Primates, Lemuridae. The transcript has 8 exons. Gene Ontology annotation, cellular component: cytoplasm. The record is from RefSeq and is a predicted model, not a curated record. The coding region runs from base 164 to 1081 and encodes 305 amino acids.
UCUGGAUGGACUCUUCCCGGGAAGUUUUGCUAAUUUGCAGCAGCUGGACAAUGUUCCUCAUUAACAUCUGUCUGUCAGCAUAGUCGUCACAUAAUUUCACUGUGGUGGCAGGGACUCAGCUCCGAAUUCUAUAUACAAAAAGCAUCUGGAUCCCAGUCUUUCAAUGGCUUCAAGACAACCAGAAGUACCUGCACUUGAGCCUGGUGGGCCUCUAGGCAAGAUGUCCCUGCCCAUCGGGAUAUGUCGCCGGGCAUUCAGCUAUGAUGAUGCCCUCGAGGACCCUGCGCCCAUGACUCCUCCUCCAUCGGACAUGGGCAGCAUCCCCUGGAAGCCAGUGAUUCCAGAGCGCAAGUAUCAGCACCUCGCCAAGGUGGAGGAAGGAGAAGCCAGUGUAUCCUCCCCUGCCAUGACCCUGUCAUCGGCCACUGACAGUACGGACAAGGCCCCGGUGGUGAAGGCUAAAGCUACCCAUGUCAUCAUGAAUUCUCUGAUCACAAAACAGACCCAGGAGAGCAUUCAGCGUUUUGAGCAACAGGCAGGGCUGAGAGAUGCUGGCUACACACCCCACAAGGGCCUCACCACCGAGGAGACCAAGUACCUUCGAGUGGCAGAAGCACUCCACAAACUAAAGCUACAGAGUGGAGAGAUAACAAAAGAAGAGAAGCAGCCUGCGUCAGCCCAGUCCACCCCAAGCAGCACCCCUCAUUCUUCUCCUAAGCAUAGGCCCAGAGGCUGGUUCACUUCUGGCUCUUCCACAGCCUUACCUGGCCCAAAUCCUACCACCAUGGAUUCUGGAAGUGGGGAUAAAGACAGAAACCCAUCAGAUAAAUGGAGCUUCUUUGGGACAAGACCCCUCCAGAAAUAUGAUUCAGGAAGUUUUGCCACGCAGGCCUACCAAGGUGCCCAGAAACCCUCUCCAAUGGAACUGAUCCGAGCCCAGGCCACCCGAAUGGCUGAAGAUCCAGCAACCUUUAAGCCACCCAAGAUGGAUAUCCCAGUGAUAGAAGGGAAGACACAACCCCCACGGACCCAUAAUCUCAAACCCCGUGACUUGAAUGUGCUCACACCCACUGGCUUCUAGAGCUCUUUCUGUUCCAGGGAUUCUAGAGCCCCACUUCCCUUUUACGUUGGCUCUGACAUAGGAAAAGUAUAUUUUUAAAAAAUCUCUUAAACUAAGGCUAGACCUGAAGACACAAUUGGUUUUUGAGAAACAUUAGUGCAAACUUUGCCCUUGUUGUGUGGAAGAAGCCAUUUUGUACUGCUUUAAAGUUAGAUUAAAUCUUAGCAAUGGUGUAUGGGGGACUUGAUGACCUAUUUUUGUAUCAUUUACCCUAGACAAGAAUUUGAUCAUUGCUUACUAGGUAAUUAAUGUUUGUGCUGUUCUAAAAAUCCAGGCUUCUUGGUUCUUUUAUCACGAUCAAUGUGAACACUGACAAAUCAUGGCAUAGAGGUGCUCACUGACUAGUUUAGACAACUUUGGGCCUCUUGACUAUACUGGUGCUGUGUACCAGCCUUGUCAGGUAGGUGGGCCUAAGAUCUGUUUUUGAGACCUGGGUACAGUUAAAAGCCAGACUUGGCAGGGACCUCUUUCCAGGCUGAAACUGGAAUUGUCUUGCGUUUUGGCAUGCCCAGUAGAUCACUUUGCCUUUAGCCAGUUCUUCGUGUGGUACCUCUUGGGCCAGUGUUAUUGGAGGGAUGUUUCUUUUUUAUGUCAUAGAACAAACACUAGGCUUGCAUGUCCUUUUUUGCACUUUAAUGUAUUAAUUUAACUCCAAUUUGGUUGAAAACUUCCUAAGGGAGAAAAUUCAGUCUACUGAUUUGGUGUAGAUAAACGGAUGUCAAGUAAAGAUGGUAACUACAAUUAGAUUAUAGUCUUGAGUUCAUGUGAAAGUAGUGUAGCCUUAUUUUAAUUUCCUUGUUCAUCAGGUCAGGGCCUGAAUCUUUUUUGGGAGGAGGAGAUGGAAGAAUUCAAAAUUGUCUAUAUGAAAGCAUUUGUCACCAGAAUGAGCCUCAUUCCUUUAUGCAACACAUAACCGUACUGAGGAAAAGAAAUAGGGAAACUGCCUUUUUAUGUCUCCUCACUCUGUACAUGUUCAGUCAUUGUCUUGAGCCGUCUCAUACUUGUUUUUGUUUUGGAUAGUCUUUUAUCUGUCAGUACCUAAGGAGCUGACCUUUCCAUAGAGAUGCCCUGGAGUCUACAGUUAUCAGAACAAUUAAUUUAUUUGUGUCUUCUGUUUUGAUCUCGUUUGGACAAUAAAAAUCCUUACUACUUU